AUAAAUUAAAAAUGCAGUAAUCUGAUCCCAAUCAAAGCUAAAAUUGGGGAGUAACAUCUCUCGAGAUCCCAGAAACGUAAUAGUAAUAUCCUUAGCAGCAAUUCAUUCCAAAUCAAUAGCCCUAUCCUUAGCAAUAUUAAUAAUAUGGACAAUAACCCUAGUAAGUCGCUUAUGGAUAGGUAUGUUGCAUUUCAAUUAUUUAAGCCCGUAGUUACUAAUGCUUAUCCUUAGGCUGUUUAAAUUGGAACACCAUAUGUGUAGACGGUGAUUGGAAAGUACUAUUCAUAAUCAUUAGUCAUUUUAAUGCUCCUCCAUAAUACAAUGCUAAUGGUUCCCCGUUUCCAAUUUAAAUCAUAUGUCCAGCGUGUAAAACUUAAGGAAUUACAAAUGUGACAACUGAGAUAGGAGCAGGAACAUAUCUGGUUUCAUGCCUAUUAUUUCUGUGCACCGGGUAUGAGAUGAUUGCAUACUCAAUAGAAUAUUAUGCUGUUGGGUUCCUUGUGUUAUGCCUGAUUGCUAGGAUAAGAUUCAUCGAUGUUCCUCAUGCAAAACAGAGGUCGGGAUAAAAUAGUAUGAUAUGUGUUGACACUUAAUAUAAAUAAAAUUACAUAACUAAAAUUAGUUUCCAC
Molecule: messenger RNA, 629 nt
Organism: Paramecium octaurelia
Lineage: Eukaryota; Ciliophora; Oligohymenophorea; Peniculida; Parameciidae
Source: the annotation of a GenBank genome assembly